Messenger RNA from Rubroshorea leprosula, 1198 nucleotides. NCBI's taxonomy places the organism in Eukaryota, Viridiplantae, Streptophyta, Magnoliopsida, Malvales, Dipterocarpaceae. The record is from the annotation of a GenBank genome assembly.
UCUCCUCCUCCCUUCCUCCCUCCAGCCCUGCAAACUGCAAAGGCUUAAGAGUUUCUUUCUUCCUUCCUCUGUUCCUUUCAAUUCCAUCCUUAAUUUCACAAAUAUGUUGAGACCAUUGCCAUUAUUAGCCAGGCACCGCAGCCUUAUCGUCGCCAAUGGAAAGAAAUUUUAUUCUACGGGCGGCAGCGGCAGCGGCAGCGGCAGCAAUGGUGGUGGUGGUGACAGCGCUGGCCACAGCGACAGCAGCGGCAGCAGUGGAAGGAGAUUAGAGGGCAAAGUAGCCUUAAUUACGGGAGGUGCUAGCGGGCUUGGCAAGGCUACGGCUCACCACUUCAUCAAACAUGGAGCCCGAGUGAUCAUAGCAGAUGUAGACGCUAAGCUCGGCCUGCAAACCCAACGUGAGUUGGGUCCCCAAGCCCACUUUGUGCCCUGUGAUGUCACCCUCGAAUGUCAAGUCGCAGAAGCCGUCCAAACUGCGGUGGCUCGCCAUGGUAAACUGGACGUAAUGUACAACAACGCCGGAAUAACAGGGCACUCUAUUCCUCCCAGCAUCGCUGACCUUGAUCUCGAGGAGUUUGAUCGGGUGAUGCGAGUCAACGUUGGGGGUAUGAUUGCAGGGAUAAAGCAUGCGGCGCGAGUCAUGAUUCCAGCUGGCUCAGGAUCCAUUCUUUGCACCUCAAGUAUCAGUGGCCUUAUGGGUGGCCUUGGUCCACAUCCAUACGCAAUAUCCAAAUUCACCAUCCCCGGAAUUGUCAAGUCUGUGGCCAGCGAACUGUGCCGGCAUGGGGUCAGGAUCAACUGCAUCUCCCCUGCACCCAUUCCGACCAAAACGUCUAUCACCGCAAUAGCUCAUAUUUUUCCCGCCGCUACCACAGAGAAGGUGAUUGAUGUGAUUAAUGGACUCGGGGAGCUCAAGGGGGCCAAAUGUGAAGACAUUGAUGUGGCGAGGGCUGCAUUGUUCUUAGCCUCUGAUGAAGCCAAGUAUGUUACGGGACAUAACUUGGUUGUAGAUGGAGGUUUCACCUGCUUCAAGAAUCUCAGUUUCCCUUCUGAUCAAUUUCUGUGAACUUAGAAUUGUUUAACCAAAAUCCACCUCCGAAUGCAUUUAUAUAUCACAAUAAAAUUUAGUAAGGCCUAGGCCUAGAGAGUCGGUGAGUAUUACUAUAUAUGUAUGCCAAAAUUAAGUCCCAUGAAAGUC